AUGGACAAAGGCGACGCCAUACACGAGGAAAUCAUCAGCCCAGGAGCACCAGGGGACGUCGAACUGCUCAGAGGAAGCGACACAGUUCUCAUCCCAACCCCAUCAGCAGAUCCCAAAGACCCCCUGAACCUCCCACCGUGGCGAAAAUGGAUCCUCCUAGUGCUGGUCUCAGCCUACAGCUGCACAUCCGUGGCGCUGUGCUCAGGAAUGGGCCCCAUCUUCUCCGUCAUCCAGCAGCAGUAUCCGGGCGAAGAAGAACGCGCAAACGACCUCCUAACAUACCCUACCCUGUUCAUGGGACUCGGCAAUCUCAUCAGCAUGCCAUUCGCUCUGAGCUGCGGCCGUCGGCCUGUCUUCCUGGCGUCGAUGGUCCUCCUCAUAGCAACGGGAAUCUGGUGCGCCUGUUCUCAAAGCCUGGGGAGUCACAUCGCCGGCCGCAAUAUCAUGUCCCUGGCGGCCGGUCAAAGCGAGGCGCUCUCGCCGGCAAUCAUACAAGAAAUCCACUUCCUACAUGAGCGUGGACGGAAACUAGCCUGGUUCAUCUUUAUCCAGAAUGUCACGGCGGGCGUGUUCUUCGUGGUGUCGACGUACAUGGUUGCGGCGUGGGGAUGGAGAUGGUGGUAUGGGUUCUUCGCUAUUAUGAACGCCGUUAUCCUGCUGUUCUCGGUGGUCUUCGUGUCAGAGUCCUCCUUUGAACGGUCCGCCCCCGAUAUGCGCGGCGAGACUGUGCUCAAGCCGGAUAAUACAGAAUCUGGCGCUGUCCGCUCGGCAUACGGGACAGUGCUCGAUGUGGAGCAAUAUGGCCCACGAACAUGGCGCCACGAGCUUUCCCUGUCAGUUGUAAAACCGCGGUGGAACGACAUCCCCGUCUUCUACAACCACGUUCUGCAAGGCGUCUGCAUCCCUAUCACCCUCUGGCUGCUGCUGCUAAACGGCGCCUUCCUCGGCGUCUACAUCUUCCAGUCCGCAACAUUCUCCACCAUCCUGCUCGCACCCCCCUACAACUUCGCCUUCACCUCGCUUGGCUCCGUGCAAGCAGGCCAAAUCAUCAGCUGCAUCAUCUUCCUCCCCCUCCUCGGCUACGGCAGCGACAUCACAAUCCGCACCUUCACAAAACGCAACAACGGCAUCUACAAACCCGAAUACCGGCUGCCGGUGAUCACAAUCCCCGCCACCGUCGGCGUCAUCUGCGGCAUCAUCUACGGGCAGGCCGCCUCCUUCCCAGAAGACUGGCACGCCAGCGCAAUCGUCGUCGCCUACAACGCGAGUUUCUUCGCCUUCCUCGGCGCCAAUAUCGUCGGGAUCACAUACGCCGUGGAUAGUUUCCCGCUGCGCGCGGCGCCGUUCCUGGUCGUGGUUUGUGCGGGGCGCGGCAUUAUUUCGUUUGGGCUGAGCUAUGCGACGUUGCCGGCUGUAAGGUCGAUUGGGUAUGAUAUGACGAUGGUGGUGGAGAUGGUUAUCUGUGCGGUGUUGGCGCUGGGUGCGGUGCCGAUGUUUUUCUUGGGUUAUAGGGUUAGGCGGGUUGUUAGGGGGUGGGUUGGUGUAUAG
Aspergillus puulaauensis is the source of this 1548-nucleotide messenger RNA. RefSeq lists its product as uncharacterized. The transcript is spliced from 2 exons. Gene Ontology annotation, molecular function: transmembrane transporter activity. Bases 1 to 1548 code for a protein of 515 amino acids. The record is from RefSeq and is a predicted model, not a curated record. Gene Ontology annotation, biological process: transmembrane transport. NCBI's taxonomy places the organism in Eukaryota, Fungi, Ascomycota, Eurotiomycetes, Eurotiales, Aspergillaceae.